AUGCCGAUGGUGGCCAUAACCAUGGAUAUCCGGGCCCCGGGCCAUGGAUCCUCACAUCACCACCACGCCAUCAACUCGAUCUCGACAUCAUUAGUCCCUUUGGAUCCGGGACCUGAUCCACUGCAGCUCCCUGCCGGGAGUCCGGCCCUGUGCCAGGCAGCAUAUCCAGGAACUUUGUCGCUGCACAACUACCGCAAACAGCUGUCGGACGGAGACUCGUUCCUCGAGAACCACGAGGGGAAGUCCCUGAGACGAAGAAACGCUGCGUUUCCUCUCAGCCAGCACCCCAUGCAUCCGCAGCACUCCGUCCAUCCAUUCUCGGUGUCCUCCAUGCAAUCGAGCCCUCCCCCGCUGUCUCCGUCUUACUCCCCCAGCGCCGCGAGUGCACAGGGACCAGAGAGCCUCCAUGGCUUCGUAUUGUCCCCCAAUGUGGAAGUCUACUCGUCGGACAAUCCUAUAUAUUCCAAGCAAAAUCCCCACAAGCUGCUGGAUACCUUCCGUGACAGAUUGGAGAAAUAUCCAGAUCCAAACUCAGACAUGACGGGCUCCCACCACAAGCACACCAGGACCCGCUCCGACUCCAUUCUGUUGAACAUGAAGAGACCAACCGCGACUAUAUUUGAUCAUGGCACUUCGUUUGAGAUCCUCAACCCGCAUGACUCGCUGAACGUCGCCAGAAUCGUCUCCUUCAUUGAAGACGUCGACCGUGACUCGACUGGAAACCAUCGCGAGUCGUAUAUAGAAGUCACCAACGACACGCUCAUCAUCGCGGGAGAGGAGCCCCCGCAGAACCCCGUCUUCGCGGAAGCAACCCCGGAGAAGGACGAAACGCAAGUGCGUCAGGAGAUUGUGGGCGAUUCACCGCACCGACCCAUGCCGUCUAUUUCGGAACUUCUCGAAACGAAGGACUCCGACGACGUGGCGGGGUCGAGCCAUUCCCCCUCACCGAGAUACACCCAGAAACGGCCCAUCCCCCUCCGACCCCGUGCGUGGACGGAUGACAGCGAUCUCGGGGAGCCAGGGUCGCCCAUCCGCGACGACGGAGAGUAUCCCUCGCCCAUGUCGUUCCCCGUCUCCCUCUCCACCCCCUCGCCGUUCUCCAUGGACGGAAACUCGCCAAUCCCGCACGCAGCCGCGUUCUAUGACAUCAACUACUGGCACGGGGUCUCCGGAUACGAGCACGGACAGGGAUUCCCCCAUCCCCUGUAUUCCAACCCGCCCUCCCCUUACGCAAUGCCGUCUCCCUUCCUGCCCCAACAGCCGGCUCAGGACAUGCGCAUCCACCACAACAUCUCCAAGCAGUCCCUCAACCAUCUCCGCAAAGGCAGCAAGUCGGGGUCCGGGUCGGGGCCAUUCAAGCCCUUUCGUCGACUCUACAAUGCUUUUUGCAAGAAACGCCGGUGA
Messenger RNA from Aspergillus heteromorphus CBS 117.55, 1404 nucleotides. Its product is annotated as oxidoreductase, short-chain dehydrogenase/reductase family. The coding region runs from base 1 to 1404 and encodes 467 amino acids. The transcript is spliced from 3 exons. NCBI's taxonomy places the organism in Eukaryota, Fungi, Ascomycota, Eurotiomycetes, Eurotiales, Aspergillaceae. The record is from RefSeq and is a predicted model, not a curated record.